Molecule: messenger RNA, 11058 nt
Organism: Biomphalaria glabrata
Lineage: Eukaryota; Metazoa; Mollusca; Gastropoda; Planorbidae
Product: sterile alpha motif domain-containing protein 9-like
Exons: 9
Coding region: 403-5529 (1708 amino acids)
Biological process (GO): regulation of apoptotic process
Cellular component (GO): cytoplasm
Source: RefSeq, a predicted model, not a curated record
UCCAGGAAAGUCAGCCCACAUAGAUAGACGCAUAGUCCAUACUAGAUUCUAGAUCUACUAUCUAGUCCUUAGAGAUGAUAGAUUAUAGACAAUUCUAGAUCUAUCUAGAUCUACAAAGUUUAAAGAAAAAAAAAUAGUGCAAAAUAUAGUUCUAGAGUCUAUAGAUCUAGAUAAUCCUAUCAAGGCCAAGGGCACAGUGCCAGGUGGAAGAAAACAAGGAAAACAGAAGAUAAAAUGGAUGAAUGACAUAAAAUAUGGUCUCCAGUAUCCUUCACAAGGCCAAUUGGGAACAGCAUAGUACUGACACCGAUGGUAUGAAGUGAAAGAAUCAGCCUUGGUUCCCUUCAGUUCAGCCACACCUUCUUCCUAUCAUAGGAUUAUAUAUAGAACAAAGGAAAAAUCAUGAAUGCAGCAGAGUGGGAAAAAUUGAGAAAAAACUGGUCAGAGCUUUGUGAUGUUUACCCAAGUGACUUAUUUGGAUAUUUCUAUCAGAAUGGCGUAAUAGAGCUUAAAGAAAAAGAGAAAAUACAAGCUGCUGAGACUAGGUCAGAACAGAUAGAAAGGCUUUUGGACAUUAUCAAAUGGAAAGAAGGCCACCAACCUUUUCAGAAACUCUUAGAGAUUUUAAAAGCUAAAAAAUAUUUGUCUCUGGUGCAGAAGAUAAAGGAUACUGAAACACAAGCUGACCCUAACAUGAAAUUAUCGGUUAAUCCUAAUGCCAACAAUGAGCUCAUAAGCAGUAUUUUAAGAACACAUUUUACAGAAGCAUUAGGAGCUUCGACCCUCUUGAAUGAUAUCAGAGAGCUUCUAAAGCAGAAGAAGGUUUUCCCUGGAGGUAAAGAAUGGAAUAAUGAUGAUUUAUCUAAAUUUCUAACUAAGGAAUUUGUUGGCAUACAAGUUGUGCCAGUUUCUAAAUGGAUCAAAGGAAAGCCUAGAUUAUUAAAAAAUGUUGUCAAUCUGAAAAAACUUGAUCUUGGUAACUUGGAAAUCCCAAUUGAGGAAGCUGCAACUCAGUCUCUAUCUGACCCGCAAGACACUGACAGAAAAAUGGUAGAAGAAAAAACUUGUAUAGAACACCCUAGAAAAUUUGAUGAAGAAGUCACACCAACAACAAAGUACAAAUUUGGUCAUAUAUUCACUGAUAUAAUGACUGAGACAAGAGGAUCGCCAUUGUCUCCUAUUAAAAACUUUCACUUGAUAGAAUGCCAAGACAUGGAUUCAGCAUUGGAGAAAAUUGGUCUUGAGUUAGUUCCCUUUGCCUCUGCUUGUAUGAAUGAAAGAAGAAACGGAACAAUUUAUUUUGGUGUGUCACCUAUUAACCAUUCUUUACAUAAAGCAGGAAAAAUUGUUGGUGUUUCCUUGGAUAAACUACAAGUUCAACGUGUAGUUAACAACUACUUGCAGGAAUCUUUUCUUGAAACUCAAAAAUCAAUUAUUAGAAAAGUGAUAAGGGAACCAAAAUUCAUACCAGUGAUAAAGAUAGAACCAAUUUUAUUGACAGAGUUAAUAGUUCUUGAAAUUGACAUCAUUCCCUCUCAAAACUUUAUGAACAAAGAAAUUAUAAAAACCAACCUGCGCUUGCUAACUCAAUUUGGAAAUAAUACAAAAAUGGACAAAGCUGUAUUCAGAUUUUCUGAGAGUGGAAAGCCUGAGCUUCUAACUGAAACAAAGAGAGACAAAUUUGAAAGAGAGAUUCCAAGUCUUAUAGAGCAGAGAAAAGAAGAAGAAAAGAAAUUAAAAAAUGACUUUAAACCCAAUUUAAGGGAAAAACUUCUUGGGCUCUUGACAGGUGGUUCUAAUUCACUAGUUGAUGAUAUUUACCCUUUUCUAAUCACUAGUGAGAUUGAUUCUCAUAUGGACCAGGAUUAUCUUCUACAAAAUAUGUCCUUUAUCAAGUACUUACAACCUGAAGUUGUAUUUGAUUUUGACCCUCAAGGUUACAGUAAUGGCAUAUACAAAAAUUUGGACAGUUUACAAGAAGAAUCAAUGCGAGUACUUACUAUUGAUGAUUUUGACAAGCUAAAGAAUUCAACUGAAAGUUAUGAGGAAUUAGUUGCUAGUAUAUCAUGCAAGACAGUUUCCCACUGGGUGUUUUGUAAUGGAUAUGAGAGCAUGGAGCCAAUGGACAGAAGAGAAUGGAAUAAAUUUAGAAGACGAGCUUUUCAACAAGCAUUUAGAAAUUAUGUUGACCAAAUUGGAAAUGAAAGAACAUUGAUAAUAAUUUGUUUAUUUUCUAAAAGUUAUGAAACAUUGCUAUUUGCCUGCGAUGAGAUUCUUACAAUACUUCCUGACAAUUGGAUUCUUCUUGCUGAAUCUGAAGACAUUGCCAAAUCAUGGCAGGAGAGAAUGCUGAAUGAAGAUAAAAUAGAAAAAUCUGAUAUAAAAGACAAGUGUGUUAUUGGCAUGAAGUGGGAACAAGUCAAUAGCACAAUUUCUUUAGCAACAAAUAUAGAUGAAGGCUUUAAUAUUCUUCUUCCGUGCUCCAAUGGUGUAUUAGAGAUAGUUCCUAAAAGAAAGCUUAAUGAAUGGAAAGAUAACAAUAUAGAUGUACUCACAGCUGGAGAAUUGGAUGUAGGAGAUGAAAAGGAAAUAUACAACAAAAGGAAUGAAGUGGAACAACAGUUUUAUCGAGGUGAAGAAGUGCAAUGGCUAAACUUUUGGUUUAGAGACCAAGUGCUAGAACGUGAUGUUCAUGAUAAUCUUAAAGAUGUUGUUGAAAAAGCUCUCAAAGGUAACACAGAUGAGGACAAAGUGACAUACGUUGAACUUCUUCAUCAGCCUGGGGCUGGUGGUACAACAACAGCUAAAAAUAUUCUUUGGCAGUUUCGCAAAAAGUACAAAUGUUGUCAUGUUAGAAGAAUCACAGAACAUACUUGUGAUCAGUUGGAGGAGAUAUGGCAGUUUAAAAAUACAACACCUAAUCCGCUUUUAGUCUUUAUUGACAGUCAGGAAGAAGAAGAUUGUAUCAAACUGAAAGGAAAGCUUGAAGAACAAGGGAGAUUACACUGGAGAAAAUCAGAAGAGUCUUUUGAUGUUUUUUGCACAAUUUUAGAAUGCAAGAGAAGAGCCUCAAUGCCACUUCCAAAAGAAAAUCGAAUAUUUUUAAGGCAUGAACUUAGUUCAAUUGAAAAAGAUUGGUUUGACAGAAAGAAUGACAGUUUAAGCAAGUUAUAUGAAAAAGACAAGAAAAAAGUAAACCCUAGAUUUCUGUUGGCUUUUAACAUUAUGCGAGAAAACUUUAAUCCUAAUUAUGUGCAGAAAGUUGUAAAAGAUUUUUCAAAGGCUGUGAAAUCUGAUUUAGAAAUUGAACUUUUAAAAAUAGUUUCAUUCCUUAAUGUUUAUGAUCCUCUGUUUCAACCUGUCAAAGUUAUUUGGCUGGAUAAUUUUAUGAAGUCUAAACAGUAUAUGUCACUCAGUCGAUCAAACUUCUUUUCUAGAGAAGUGAAGUGGGAAGCCAAACUUACAGAGGGAGUCAAAUUUUUCUUAAAUCUUUCCAAUGACAGGAGUUCAAAGAAAAAAUCAAUUCAGUCUGUUAGAAUAAUGAACAAACAGGUUGCAGGUGAAAUCUUAAAAUGUAUGAAAGAGAAAACUAAAAGUAAAGAGAGUGAUAUCAUGCUCUCCUUGUGUAAGCCAUCAAUGUACCGCCAAGAGGGAAAAGAGGCUGGCAAAUACAGAUCACUUAUUAACUCAGUUGCCAAAAAGAGAGAGUUAGAUGAAAAUGGAAAGAAGCAGAAAUUUUCAGGUUUAGUCAUUUACAUUCAGGAACACGAAGGAGUUGAGGUUGCUCUUCAUGUGCUUGAAACUUUAUUUGAAAUUAACAAAGAUGCCUUUACUGCUCAGUUGAUUUCUCGUGUUUAUAUGUUUACAAAAAAUUGGCAAAAGGCUACUUUUUAUGCUAACAGAGCUGUGCAGCUGAAACCUGAAAACUCAUUUCUUUGGGACACAGCAGGCAGGGUUUUUAAAGCAAAACUUUCUGACAAUAUAGAAAAAAAUAAACAAAAUGGUGAUCAAGGAUUUCAAGAUUCUGACAUACUAGAAAUUGUUGAUUUGUCAGUUGAAGGUAUUGAAGCCUUCAGAAAGCAACAGGAAGUUUGUGAAAGAGAAAUAACUGCUAUGGAAGUAAACAAUGUAGCUGGCUAUGCUGGUGAAUUGCGAACAAUUAUAUUGCUACUCAGUGCCUUAAAAUCACAUCAUGUGUUUAAUAAUGGAAACAUUUUACAAAAAUAUUUAGUUGAUUUUGAUUAUAAUCCAACAGAACUUCAGUUCCUAGUAAAACAUGCAGCUUUUCUAAAAAGCUUGAAAGGAAGAGCAUAUGAAGUAUUAAGACGACUAGAUGAAGAGUAUCUACAAAUGAAAUGUAGUCAUAAUCAAGAGGAAUGGGAAGUUUUACAAGGAGACUUUAGCAGACAGUCUUUAAUCCCAUUAAAGGCUAAUCUAGAUAUUUAUUUUGAUGCAGAUGAAAUAGCCGGAAAUAAAUUAAGUGAAUCAGAUGAAUGCCUGUACCGACUAGACAAGGCAAGACAAUUAGGGGCUGAUUCAUUAUAUCAUUUGUUACAUCUAAGAACACACAAAAAAUAUAAAAUUAUUGAAGAUUGUUAUGUCUCAGUAUUAAAAAACGUCACUUCUAAGUAUUGCUGUUUUGAUGAUUUGAGAGCCAUUCUUGAUACAGUUACUGUAUUACUGGUUGAUAAAAAAAAGCCACAAGGUUUAAUGUUUGAAGAUGUUGUUGAAUGGAGUAAGAAGCUGUAUUAUUCCAAUCAACCAAAAGACAUUAUCCAUAGCUACCUGGAACCAUUUCUCUAUUUUGUGAUGUACAAUUUCCCAACAGAAGAAAGAAUAGAUCAUGUCUGCCCUCUUAUUGAGUUAAAGAACGCAAUUGACAAUUGGUUGGAAAUGUUUAAAAAGAACCAUCCAAACCAUGGCAAAGAAAAUUUCUCUUUUAGAAGAAUAGUGACUACUUUGUUUUUCCUUGGAAAUGGCAAACCGUUAGAAGAUAUUGUAUUUCAGGAUACUUUAGGAGAUUUAAAAGAUAUGACAUUCAAAGAAAAAUGGAACCAUCCUAACAUUAGACAGAAACUUCGACUUAUGCAAGGAGUUUUGUCUAAUGAUGGUGAAAAAGUAAAUAUUUCAAUUACUACCAAAGAAGGAAACAGAUUCACUCUAGCCAUAUCUACUUCUCACAAGGUGGCCAAAUCUAUCAUGUAUAAUAAAAAAGUCUACUUCUAUCUUGGCUUUAGUUUCAAGGGACCAAGGGCUUAUGGGAUGUCUUUGGAAAAGUUAGGAGAAAUAGAUAUAGGAGAAAUAGGUAAGCCUGAGCCAGCUGUUAGCAUUUCCAAGCGAAGUUCCAAACAAAAGGGAAAUAAAAAAGAAAUUUUGAUUGAAGAUCUCUGGCGAGAGCAAGUGGAUAUUGAACGAAAGCUGCAUUUAUUUCAGAAAAAUCCUGAAGUCAAUGAAGAAAAGAUUAAACAAUGUGAGAUGCAACUCAAGAGUGUCAAAGAAGAUUUCACGAGGUUGUUAGGAGAUAUUUAAAUAUCAUUAUGUUUAAGAAUAGGAUGUAUAGUUUCAAGUGACAGGCUUUUAAGCAUUGUUGAUCUUAUUACAUAAGUUAGAUGUAGACAUGAAACAAGAAUGCCAAUAUUACAAAUAUUUAUUUUUGUCAUUUUUUAACGUGCUGUAAAUGAGAAGAGCUAAAAGCAAGAAUAACAUUUAUCAAGUGGGAUGAUGAAAGGGUUGCUUCUCACUAUUUAAAAACUAAGGAGAAUUCAAUGCAGAAUGAACUAAUUUAAACAUUAGCUAAGUUUGAUAUAGAUAUAAAUCCAAUCCACUAUCUAAGGCCGGAAGGCCGUGGGUAAUAUCUAGUAUAAUAUAAAGCAGAAAGUAAGGCGUACCGGUAUGUAUGUCCCUUAUAGAAAUCAAAACCGUUUGACCAAAUUUAUUAAAACUUGGCAUAAAUGUUCCUUAUAGAUCAAGGCGGAUACCACAACAAAAAGUACCUAAUUGUAUCUAUAUUAGAGUAUGAAACUUUUAACAAAUCGGGUAAACCCGUUUAAAUAGCAAAAUUUAUCUCUAUUAAAGUAUAUGUAUGUAUGUAUGUGACGAAUAGAAAUCAAAACCGUUUGACCAAUCUUGAUAAAACUUGGCAGGAAUGUUCCUUGGGUACUAACUUAGACCGUAGUGUAUGUAUUGUAGCCCUAAAACAAACUUAAGGCCCCCAAAAAAAUAAUAAAGUUGUCCAACUCUAUUAAAGCUAUAGUAUUUAUGUAUCUAGGCUUUGUUUACAAUAUUGACAUGACAAAAGAUCAAAAGGAUUUAGAUCUAAUUUUAAGAAAUACACUUUACACAGAUAGUUUUUUACUUUGACAUAUGAAAAUACAAAAGAAGGUCCAUUGAUUUCAUUAUUAAAUAUAAUUAAAUUAAACUUCAAAUUUGUGUUUCAAAAGCAUUUUUUACAUAAAUUAGUUCCUUAUACCUGUGACUACAGAUUUCCUGACGAACAUUCUUUCAUUAGACAAUACCAUAAUGUUACACAGCUUUCCAUUCCUAGGUCUAAAACUCUAAUUCAACUCUAAGAUGAUAUAACUUCUCUUCGCACAGAUAGUUUUAUACUUUUUAACACAUGAACAUACUAAUUAUAGGCCAAUCAUUUCAUAUUUUGAUUAAAUUAACAUUCAAAUUUGGUUUUCUAAAGCAUUUUUAAUACAUUCGUUUACAAAAGUUGCAAAGCCGUGCUGAGAUAGGCCUAUAUUCAUUCAUGAAUCAUGUACUAAAAAUUGUUUCGUUUAAUUGUUUACAAAACACUCUCAGUGACUAUAUCGACAGUGAUACGCAAAUAAAGACCCGCGGGUAAAAUAUUUCUAGUAAAUAUAUAUAUGUAAAGUUUAACUAAGGUAUGAUAUAUGAUCCCGAGCUCCCCACCGAAUGCUGGUCAUUAAUUCCCUGUUGGGGUUGUACUUUAGUCGUGGCUUGUCUGCCUCAACACCCCUAACAGUUUAGCAAUCAACUUAUGAACUAAUUACCAAAAGAACAAAUAAUACAAAUAGUAACAUAUACUAGUCAAUAACGAGAUUGCAUAUAACAAAGCAAUUAAUGGAGUAAUGAUAUGAUGUGGCAUAAAUGAAGAAUAAAUAUUAAUAGUAGGCCUAUUUACAAGGCAAAUACAAGUUACACAUAUUAUUCAAUAAGCUCUGUGAAACAAUUUGAUCAGGGUUUGCGAAGCCCACACACAAUCAUUCCUAAUGCCAUGGAUGCAUGGACCAUACCAAAACAAAUCAGGCUCUAUAACUAAGUCCCAAGCCUGCGUCCCUAAACACGAAAAAUAUGCUUUCCUUGAGACCACCAUUCACAAUAUUAUAUUAAUAAGAUUUUAAAACUAAAACUACAAUGCAAAGAAUAAAGCAAAAUAAACUAACUUACCCAAUACUGGGGAAGAAAACAACAAAAGAAAGCUCCAGCAAAAGAUCCACCAUCAGCACAAACACAACAGAUGCACUGAAGCAAUGACAUCAACAUAGCGUAUCCUUAGGAACUAGAACUAGCACACAAAACUAUUAUGGUGCAUGAAAAAAAAAGAUCACACAAGAAGCAACUCUACAUGCCCACGACAAUAUACACACCUUUUAGAUUUAUAUUUACAAUGUAAAAUUGACUUAAUAUUUUACUUAUUUUAGCAAUGCAAUUUUAGUGAAGCAAUGCAAUGUGAUUUAUGUAGCUUUGUGUGCGUUAAGAACAGCAAAAAAACAAAUUCUAACCUGAAGUAGGAAAAUAUAUUUUGAAUUCCUUUUUAUUAUUUCACUAGAUUUAUAAUUUCAAAGAACAUAAAAUAUAUACUGUUUUUCUAUUUUUAUCAUGACAAUAAACUUAUAACUUUUGAGAUUUCCAAAUGUUGGCUGUACUGAGAAGUGUGACUGGAAAAUUACAUUUUUUAUAUGUGUUUUAUUUUUGUUUCAUUCCAUGAUAGUGUUAUAUAUGCAUACAAUUACUUCUACUGGGCACCAUUUUUUAGAGAAAAAAAAGUUAAUUGAAGUAAAAAAUCUAAUAUUUAUAUAAUUGAAUGUAAGAUGUAUGUAUAUAUGAUCCUAAAAAUAAACUUAAUUCAUCUUUAGUAAAGAAUGAAAUUUUAACAAAUCGGAUAAACCCAUUUUCACUCUCUACUAUUUUCGUGGCAAAAUCUAAAAAAAUGGGAAGGAUGGAAUUAUUAGGAAAUAAUCCACUACAUCAGUAAUACCCAAAAUAAGGCCCCCAGUGCGCAGGUCAUAUCUGGCUAGUUGUUAAUAAAUAAAGCAAGAUGAUAAUAUCUGCUAUUGUUACUAUCAACUGAAGGGAUCAAUAGAACAACAUUUUUUUUUUAUUGUCACACAUUUUGGUUUUAAUGGCAAUAGGAACGGCUCUCUUUGCUUGACUGUUUAUAAUUCUAUGUAAUUAGUUCAAUUAUACACACUGUAUUGGCACUUGCCAUUCCUUUGAAUAGAUCAACUGGAUGGAAAGAUUGCUGUUUGGGCAACAUUGUUCUGACCAUUAUUAAUAUGUAGUGAUGGGAACUAAACUAACUUUUAAAAGUUAAACUAAAAUUAGUUUUGAACUAAAAUAAAGUAGUUCAACAAAAAGUUUAUCAUGAAUUUCAAAAUAUAGUUAAACUAAACUAAAGGAAAUUAAUUAAACUACAGGUAUAACAAACUUUUCAUAACCUUUUGGGGGGGGGGGUUGAACUAGAAAUAUUUAUUCAUAAUAAAAUCAGUAAUAAGGAAUAUGUUACUUACAUAAACGUUAAUGCACAAUAAAAAAAAAUUUUUUAAAUGUCUUUAUAAAUAUGUGUGCUUUUUUUUUUGCCUUCAAUUAAAACCUUUAGAAAAAAAUGGUACUCUUUUUUAAAAAUUAUAUGAACUUAUAUAAUAUAACUAAAAUUUUUAAUUACUUGUACCAGUAAAGUUUAAAAUCUCAUUAAAUAACAUACUAUUGGAGUUUAAAAAUUAGAUCUAGUAACCAAUAAAAUAGGAACGAAAUUGUUGGGAGUUUUAAGAAACAUUUGACCUGUAUAAUUAUUUCAUAGUGUAAAAUACAUGCUUGACUAACCAUGCUGAUGUGCUAUUUUCUUGUCUGACCACUAAAAAUACAACUAACACUAUUGCAUAACCGUUAAAAGCGCAAGGGAAAAAAAAAAAAACAGGGUGGUUAUUAUGGACUGCACACUCAGUACACUAUAUAGGCCUACACAUGUACGUCUAUCUGGCCAGGUUGUUAAAAUCAGUCAGACACACCAUCUAUGUACUUUCUGGACUGGGAGGGUGUGUAACUGUUUUAGUGUAAAGAACAUGCUUGACUAGCCCUGCCAUCCAUGCCUAGUCUGACCACUCCACAUUAAGCAAACACUAUUGCAUAAAGCAUAAUGAAAAAAAUGCAGGGUAGUCUUGUAGUAUCAUCAACUACACACGUACAGUACACUAGGCCUACAUAUGUCUAGAUGACCAGGUUGUUAAAAUAUAGUUGGACACAGUCUAUUUACUUUAUGGUCAAGAGAGGGUGUGGAUUAAGAUUUUUUUUUUCUAGAGUUGGUUAUCCUAAUGCUUUAAGAUCUAUAUAGGCCAAACUGUCGAUUCUUAGAUCUCAAUAAUAAUUCUUAAGACUAUAAAAAGGGUGUACUAUAAACAGAAAUUAAACACCACACGUGGCUCAUAAAAAAUUCGGAACAAUCCCAUUCAUAAUAUUGCAUAGAAGAUUUUAGCAAAAAAUUUUUCAGUUGCAAAUAUUUAAUCCCAUGACUUCUACCAGCAUCUUACUUUACCCUCUUCAAAGGCAGACUGACUAAAUAGUUGUUAACUGCAUCAUUUUUAGUUAGUUACUAAUAAAAAUUUUUUAUUAAACUACGAUUUUAGCUAAAACAUUUUUAUUAAACUACGAUUUUAGCUAAACUUUUUUUUUCUAGUUAAACAAUGGCCUUAAUUAAUUUUUUUUAGUUAAACUAAAAGUUUCUAACUUUUUAGUUAACUUUUGCCCAUCACUACUAAUAUGCUGCCCAAGCAUUCAUCUCAUUUAAAGACUGAAGGAGGUCAUAACAUAAUAGCUAAAUAGAAUUAGUGAAAUAACUAGUUUAUUGCAGAUCAUAGUAGCUUAGUCAAUUCAUAGGGCAUAAUUGAUUUAAUGUAAAAGGCAUUUUGCCAGUAUUAACAAUAUUUUAUUUAUUACAUUUACCCUAUUUUGCAAUUUUACAAUUAUACUAGUAUUAGCAAUAUAUUUUUAUUUUAUAAUUUUUUAAAUUGUGAUUUGUUUACAACAAUAGUUUUGGUACUCAACAAAUUAAAGAUAUUAAAUUUUAUAACAAACAACCAGUAUUUUUUUUUUUUUUCAAUAUUGCAUUUUGUAAUGUAUGAACAAACAGUAUUGUUGAAAAAGUUCACUUUAUUUGCACUUUUAGACAAUCUACUAAAGUGGUUUUUAUUUUUUAAAAUCCUGAUUUUUUUUUUUAAGUUAUCCUUUGGCAUAAAUAUAUAUAUAUAUAAUAUAUAUAUUUAUAAAUAAUUCUGUACUAUAGAUUAUCUUAUUAAACCUAUUUAUUACAAAGUGUCAUUAAAAGCAAUAUUAUCUGAACAUGUCAUAAGUUUAUUAUUCCUAUAAUCAGUGGUACUUUGCUGUCUACAUAGUCAAAGGAUUUCAUUCAUUUUGGUCUAUGAUGGUUAUUACUAUUUAACAUUAAUGCUCAAGUUAAUGCUUAAUUAAAUCAAUUCACUUUAUUACUUAUUUGCAUUAUUGUUAGUAUAUUACAAACUAGUUAUUGUUGUAGACCCUUUUGGGUUGUUGUUUUUUUCCUCAUAUAGAUUAUAGAUAGUCACUUUUAUUUUAUUUAAAAUUGUUGACAAAAAUGUAAUGCUUAAUAUUCAAUUUACAUAUUAUAAUAAACCAAUAAAUAUAAGUGUAGUCUAUAUUUUAUUGAAAUGUUAUUGUUGGCAAUAGAAAAAUACUUUUUAGAUAUGUUACAUUUAGUAGUGUAGAUGCUUGCACAAAAAAUAUCAUUAGAUUAAUUACUUGCACAUGUACUUAAAAUAAAGAUUACAUACGACGUUAAAA